Messenger RNA from Alosa sapidissima (American shad), 5194 nucleotides. RefSeq names its product sortilin 1b (gene sort1b). The coding region runs from base 354 to 2795 and encodes 813 amino acids. NCBI's taxonomy places the organism in Eukaryota, Metazoa, Chordata, Actinopteri, Clupeiformes, Clupeidae. The transcript has 20 exons. Gene Ontology annotation, cellular component: membrane; Golgi apparatus. Gene Ontology annotation, molecular function: protein binding. The record is from RefSeq and is a predicted model, not a curated record. Gene Ontology annotation, biological process: endocytosis; Golgi to endosome transport; vesicle organization.
ACUCAUAUUAAAGGGACAUUUUGGCACACAAUGCAACCACAAUAUUACUUUAUGUAACAUUUUCGUCGGUUUAUUCGAGGAGUACGUUUUGUUGAAUCUUAACGCACAGUCGUAAAUUCCUGUAAAUUAAUAGUAUAUAAGGAAAUAUCGUUGUGCAUCAACGCGCCGCCUCGAAACGUAGCCUACCUUCUGACUGACCCGUCUCUACGAUGAGCAGAUCAGAUAGCCCGCUGUCAGGAAAACUGUGUUUUUGUUGAUGACAUCUUCGGCCGCGCUGGAGCGACCUACAAUUUACUAGCAUUACAUGGACAUUUGAUUCAUCAUCCCAUUUGGAUUUAGACAGCAUUGGAAUAAUGGGGAGGCUGUGGUACUGCCUCUUAGUUUUUUUGUUACCCGUGGUGUUUUGUGUAGAUUUCCGAGAGGGAUCUACACAAUCUUCACAGUCAUCUUUUUUCGCGAAGAGUUCCCAAAUGGGACAGCACCACAUUGCAAGAAGAUCACUUGGGCAAAAAGUUAAUAGGAGAAGCACCGAUGAAAGAGAAGACACCUGUAAUGCUCUUCAGGGAUACCAGACCAAGUUAGCCGACAAUACUCACAACUAUUCUUUCAACGAUCUGAGUGGCUCUGUGUCCCUUGCUUGGGUUGGCGAUGGAACUGGGGUUGUCCUGGCUCUGACAACAUUUCAGGUUCCAUUAUUCAUGCUAAGGUUUGGUCAGUCCAAACUAUACAGAAGUGAGAACUAUGGGAAAUCCUUCCAGGAUGUCACAGACCUCAUCAACAACACCUUCAUUCAAACAGAGUUUGGCAUCGCUAUAGGUCCUGAAAAUUGUGGGAAGGUGAUUCUCACUGGGGAUGUGUCGGGAACUUCAGGGUCAAGGAUUUUCCUCUCAUCAGACUCUGGAAACAGCUUCAGUCAUGUUGACCUGCCCUUCCAUCCCAUGGUGCAGAUCAUGUACAACCCACAUGAUCCCAAUGUUCUAGUUGUCAUAAGCAACAAGCAUGACCUGUGGUUGUCAGAAAACUUUGGUUCAAACUGGAGGAUGAUCCAUUCAACUGUCUGCCUCAUGAAAUGGGGGAUUGACAAGACCCUGUUCUUUACCACAAAUCUCAACGGAUCUUGCUAUGACCGAGGAAUGCUUGUGCUGAAAAAGACGUCAGAUUACGGGAAAACUAGUAAGACCAUUGCCGAGAAGAUCUACUCCUUUGGAAUUGGUGGACGCUUCCUGUUUGCCUCUGUCAUGACUGGAAGUACCAACAUGCGAAUGAUCUACGUGUCAUUAGACCAAGGAGAGGUGUGGAAUAUGGCCCAGCUUCCUCCUGUGGGCCAUGAACAGUUCUACUCUAUUCUGGCGGCAAACAACGACAUGGUCUUCAUGCACGUGGAUGAACCGGGUGACACAGGCUAUGGCACCAUCUAUGUGUCAGAUGACCGGGGCACGGUGUACUCCAAAUCUCUAGAGCGCCACCUGUACACCACCACAGGGGGCGAGACUGACUUCACCAACGUCACCUCCCUCCGCGGAGUCUUCAUCACCAGCAUUCUGGCUGAGGAUGGGUCUGUGCAAAGUGUCAUGUCCUUUGACCAGGGAGGAGAGUGGGUUCCCAUCCAGAAACCUCUAAACAGUCAGUGUGACUCAACUGCUGCAGACAAGGAGAAGUGCAGUCUACACAUCCAUGCGUCAUACAGCACCUCCAUGAAGCUGAAUGUGCCUAUGCUGCCCCUCUCCGAGCCCAAUGCAGUGGGACUCAUCCUGGCUCACGGCAGUGUGGGCGAUGCCAUCUCCGUGAUGACGCCGGAUGUGUAUGUGUCGGAUGACGGCGGGUACUCGUGGCAGAAGGCGCUGAAAGGCCCCCACCACUACUCCAUCUUGGACUCGGGGGGCCUGCUGGUGGCUGUUGAGCACAGUAACGAGCCCAUCUCCACCGUCAAGUUCUCUACUGAUGAAGGUCAAUGCUGGCAUGUGUACAACUUCACCACUGACCCAAUUUACUUCACUGGCUUGGCGUCGGAGCCUGGAGCACGCUCCAUGAAUGUCAGCAUCUGGGGUUACCGAGACUCUUUCCUCAGCCAGUACUGGGUCUCCAUCACCAUCGACUUCAGGGAGCUUCUGACACGGGACUGUCAGGAUAAUGACUAUGUGCAGUGGCUGGCUCACUCUGAUGACAUCAGCGAUCCCAAUGAUGGAUGCAUGCUGGGGUACAAGGAGAGGUUCCUGAGGCUGCGUAAAGACUCAGUCUGCUGGAAUGGACGGGACUAUACAGUCAACAAAGAGCACACGCCCUGUCCCUGCACUCUGGAUGACUUCCUCUGUGACUUUGGCUACUACCGUCCAGAAAAUAGCUCGGAGUGCGUGGAGCAACCUGACCUCAAAGGCCAUGUACUGGAGUUCUGCCUCCAUGGCAAGAAAGAACAGCUGCAGACCAGUGGCUACCGGAAAAUUCCAGGUGAUAAGUGUGAGGGGGGAAAACAGCCGGAGCGAAAGGAGAUUGACUUGAGCAAGAACUGUGUCAGUAACCUCAUAGACCCAGAGCUGCUGAAGGACAUCCACCCCUCCAGCUCUGCUCCCAUAAUCGCCACUGUUAUUGUCAUUCUGGUGAUCAGCAUUGCAGCUGGAGUUCUCUUUGUGAAGAAAUAUGUCUGUGGAGGAAGGUUCCUGGUACACAGGUACUCUGUCCUGCAACACAAUGCAGAGGUCAAUGGCAUUGAGGGUGUGGAUGAGCCAUUGGACACCAAUGUGGCAGCACCUGCCAAGAUUGAGUUCCACGAUGACUCAGAUGAGGACCUUCUGGAAUGAGGAGAUCUCGGUUUGCUGCAGGAAUCUGAGAGACGUUUGGUGUCUCAUCUCAUCACAGUGCAAGGCUAUACUCUCUCCUCUCCGAGCACACUGUCAUUUCCUGCAGAUCUAGCCUUCAUUAACCCCCAUCACCCACUUCCUGCUUUGAUACUGAUGCUGAUGGAUAGGAUGCCUCCAUUUGCACGGCGCUCAACAAAACGGUAUCCACGUGAACCUUGUAGUGACAGGUGUAGUAACUGUAGGCUGAGCAACCGGAGCAUAUUUCAGUGGUAAGCGCUCUUAGUUGUAAGUCUUACUUGUCUUAUAACAUACAAUGCUCUGGCCAUUAAAUAGCCUUAGUUGCUGAAAUGGCCUUAAAUUAAACAAACAAACAAACUUACCUGUUUUAUCUUUUAUGAUCAAUUUUUGGACAGCAGUUGUAAAAACAUCAAUUUGGCAUGGGAAGUCAUUUGGUCUGGCAAAUUGUUAGGUACUAUUGCAGAUUCAUAUCUUUAUACAAAAACGUGUGUUCAUGGGUGCAGAUAAACUAAUUUGUUAAAGGCAGUCUUUCUUUUUACCUUCUUGUCAACCUCAAAAGUAGUUUUCUCUAGGGGUCCUUACAUACAUAUUUACAUUUACUUCCUUAUAAUCCACCAAUAAUAUGGAAAAAUGUAAUAUUUUUUCCUCCUCUGUGAAUUGAUUUGAAUAUUUUAAGAGGUUCCUUUAUUUUGGUUUAAUAUUUAUUUUGGAUUAACAUCUAGGAACUUCCAACUUCUUACCUAACUACUUACAUAGAAUAAGUGUUUAGACAGCCAUAUUUCUAAUGUAAUAAGCAAUACAAUGCUUAGAUACAGUGUAUCAGCAAAGCAAGCUUACCAAGCUGGAUUUGGUCAGUUGUUGUCAAAAGACAUAACUGGGAAUAAUUUGAUACUGUUUGUGGCUGCACAAGUUUAUGUAAGACCCCGUAAGGAGAGUAUUUUCAAAGGGUAUUGGCUAGAAUUUAGGCACUUGAUUGGGCCUCAUUUUGUAAAAUGCAAUCUUGUCUUCUAUUAGAGAGAAUACAUUUGAAGGAAACAUGAGUAAAGGAAUGUAAUGGAAUACUUUUAUUUGAUAGGCUGUGUUUAUAUUCAUAAAGAAGUGUGACGUUUUUUGUAGAGGGCAUCAUUUUUUUAAAUUCUAACAAAACAUUGUCAUUAACAGCAAUUUUGCACCAUAAUGGUUGAUCAGACAGCACAAUAGCUGUUGAGCUGCAUGUUUGUUAGGUGAGCCAUUUCUCAUACUUUUUUCUUUUUCCCACUUUGUUUCCAUUAAAAUGAUGUAUCUUUUAACGUUCUUUUAACGUUCUUUUAACGUUCCUUCUACAUUUUGAGAUAUAGUUUAGUAUAUUGUGUCCCCCAAUUGAACUACAUGUUAGAAGUCUUCCUUACAAUUCCUUCCCAUGCCUAGUCUAUUUUUUCAUUGUUUGAAAUGGAAUUAAACACAUGAAUAGUCAUUUAGGCUAGUGAUUUAAUGUGACUUAGAUACUCCAGUAGAGAAUUUCCCUGUCAGCUUUCAUUAAUGUAUGUUAAGACCUCCAGUGCAAAAAAAGCUCUGCCUCCACUGCACAGGUUUAUACUGCAGAUCAUAUACAUUUUCCUGACGAGAGAAUACCCACUGCAAGUAUGUACACACUACUGUCUGGAUAUGUUCAAACAAGUGCCUAACAUGGAGGUAUAGUUUGUGCCUUCACAAGUGGUGUAAAGCUCAUGUUAAAUAAUUGAUUAUGGGUAUCAGGUCUUUGUGCCCAUCCCUUGUAUUCAGUUUCCAAUGGAACUUGUCUUGUUUGUCACACAUACUGUAGAGGGCUUUGCGUUUAAAGCUAAGACCAGUACCUCAUUUGGUCUGCCUCACUGAGUUUCCUUGUAAAUAUUGGCCAACCCAAAGUCAUACGACUACUGCAAUUUUAAACAGUUACCUGAGAACUGGGCUUGGCUUUGUAAACCCAAGAAGCAAUGGUCAUGUCAUCAAAGAUGGCUUCUCGUCUGCCAUUUUAAAAGCAAUAUUUUCUGACUGCCAUUUACCCAAUUUAUAACAGUGGCAGCCUAGAGAUCUGAUAAGAUGAACAUAAGCUAAUCGAGUUGUAGCUCCAUGGUUUCCUAGUGACAAACCAGUUUAUGUCCCAUUAUUUGCACAAUAGGUCCGGUUGAAGUGAUUGCUGUUGGUGUGUUGAGCUACAUAUAGGGUACAUAUACAAGAUGCUCCUAAUUUAACUGGAUUCUGAAGUGUGGUGGUUGUCUUGCGGUUUCGAAUCAAUGUACAUAGCAUUAAAUGUGACAGCUCUGUAAAUAUUCAGCUGCUCCAACUUUGUAUCAGCUGCUCUUGUUCUGUAUAUUGAAAAGAAUUUGCUUUGGUUGAAGAAAAAAAAUAAAUAAUGUGUCCCU